CAACACGUCGAAGUUUUUGUCAACCGAACCUUCUUCCUUCUCUCUCCCGUGUUUCUUUGAAAAGGAAAAUUAUUGGUAUUUGAAUUCAGCUUCUAGAUUUGGUUUUAUUCGGUCACAAAAGGAGAACUGGUUUUUCAUUUUUGUGUUGGGGAGAGCUUUAAAUGCGAGUUGGUUGAUGUUGGUCUUCUUUCAUGCCUUUCUUUUUCGAAUGACCUUAAGAACUAACCACACCCAUCUCUUUUCUGUACCUCUCUCUCUUUUUCUCUCUAUCUCUCUCUCUUUCUAGAUACAUCUUUGAUAAAUUAUGGGUUUUGAGGUUUAAUAGACCCAAUCGUUGUAGAUCAAUCAAACGAGCCUUGUUUGUAAAUUAGUUUCUGCAAUAGGAGAUAUUUGGAUCAGGAAAUAAUGGAGUUCUGUGCGUACCCAUCUCGAGCUUUUAUGCCUUUAUUGUCUUCAUUUGGGAGUCACGUUGAGAGGUUUAAAGAGAUAUUCAAUUUCGUAGUUUCUGCUGUUCUUGGGAAUAUCUUCUCUGCUAUCUUCACCUUCUGCUUUGCUUUUGUUGGAACCUUCUUAGGAGCCAUGACCGGAGCCUUAAUUGGUCAGGAAACUGAGAGCGGCUUUGUUAGAGGAGCUGCAGUUGGGGCCAUAUCAGGAGCUGUAUUUUCUAUUGAAGUUUUUGAGUCUUCUCUUGUUUUGUGGCAAUCAGAUGAAUCUGGGAUUGGGUGUCUCCUCUACUUGAUUGAUGUUCUUGCAAGCCUUCUCAGUGGGAGACUUGUUCGAGAGCGAAUUGGUCCGGCCAUGUUAAGUGCAGUCCAAAGUCAGAUGGGUGCUGUAGAGGUGACCUUUGAGGAGGUACCCAACCUCUUCGACACCGGUGGCUCUAAAGGAUUGCCUGGACAUUUAGUCGAAAAGAUCCCACAGAUCAAAAUCACCAGUAAUAACAACAUUGAUGCCUCUGGGGAGAAAGUUUCUUGUUCAGUUUGUCUUCAGGAUUUUCAAAUGGGAGAGACAGUUAGAAGCUUGCCUCAUUGUAAUCACAUGUUUCACCUACCAUGUAUAGAUAAGUGGCUACUUAGGCAUGGUUCUUGCCCACUGUGCAGAAGGGAUCUGUGAGGUUGUUUCUGUAGAUUACACUAUGACAGGGAGUUGAGUUCUUUCAUUAUUUUACACUGUGGUUAGGGCUUUCUGUGGUUGAAUCAUUGUACUCAACUACCAUAUGUACAAAAAUUUUGGCUUCUUAUACUGAUAGUUCUUUAUGCUUCUUCUGGCAGUGUAUAUCUGUCCAUCUUCAUUUUUGCAUUUACUUGUAUUCAAUACACAAUGAAUGACUGAAGCAACCCAUGGUUGGUUGAUAUGAUUAUUUUCA
Messenger RNA from Tripterygium wilfordii, 1366 nucleotides. Its product is annotated as NEP1-interacting protein 1-like. The record is from RefSeq and is a predicted model, not a curated record. Lineage: Eukaryota; Viridiplantae; Streptophyta; Magnoliopsida; Celastrales; Celastraceae. The coding region runs from base 406 to 1113 and encodes 235 amino acids. The transcript is spliced from 5 exons.